AUGUUAUACACAGCUCACACACACACUAUUUACAGACUAAAUAACAGCACAAAAAAGUCACACAUGUGGUACACACACUAAGUAAAAGCCCUGCUUGUAUAACUGUUUACUAGGGAUUUAAAACGUAGAAGCUUUGUCUAUUACUGCAAUUAUUCAGCAUUUUGUGGAGGAAGAGUUGCUCCGGUUCAGCAGUUUAGCUCUGUUAGAGACAACGGAGGUUUGAUUUACAACAGCAUAACACAGAGCAACCCCCCUCUACCUCCUCACACUACACAACUGUAAAUCAAACCUCCGUUGUCUCUCACAGAGGUGAACUGCUGAACCACUGAACCGGAGCAACUCUUCUUCUACAGCACUAAGCAAACAGUACACCGGAGCCUUUCAGAACAGGAAGUGCAGAUUUUGCAAAAAGAGGAAGGAACCGCUCUAGAAUCAUCCCUGUUUACACCGUUAUCUGAAGCCUGGGAACAGACACCGCCGGGCACAUAAGGAGCAGCAACCCUACACUGGUCAUUUUGGAUUAAAAAUACAGACUUCCAGAUGACAUGUUUCAGUCUUAAACAACAGCCACAAAAAUAUAUCUGCAAACUGAGAGCAAAUGAGCCCAGAUGCUUAAGUCCUGAGUAUACCAUAACGGAAAAGUAAGAUACACAGAAAAACAAAGCAUAUGAUGAAUAAGAGAUAUCUGCAAAAGGCAACAAAAAGACAUUUUCUUAUAAUAAUAUUUAUUGUAACACUGUGGGGAAAGCUGGCAGCUGGUGCAGUACAUCAUAAAGCUCAACAUGUUAAAACUGGCACUUGUGAAGUUGUGGCACUCCACAGAUGUUGUAAUAAGAAUAAGAUAGAAGAAAGGUCGCAAACCGUUAAGUGCUCAUGCUUUCCAGGACAAGUGGCAGGAACCACAAGAGCUACUCCUUCAUGUGUAGAUGCAUCAAUAGUUGAACAGAAAUGGUGGUGUCAAAUGCAGCCAUGUCUUGAAGGAGAAGAAUGCAAAGUUCUCCCAGAUCAGAAAGGUUGGAGCUGUGCCUCAGGGAAUAAAGUGAAAACAACAAAGAUAAAACCACCUGAGGGUUAGACUGUACCAGCUUUUCGAGCUCAAGAGUGACAUUUCUUCAUAAUCUCCAGGAAAAUUGCUUAGAGAUGACAGUUAUGGGAAGAAUUCAGCACACUGGGAAAUAGACAGCAUGUCAGCAAAGUCCUACACGAAGAAACUGUGAGGAACUGGAAAUUCUCCUAUGGUUGCAAAACUUUUUGUCUCUGAGUAAAGUCAUUUACAAUAAUAA
Molecule: messenger RNA, 1283 nt
Organism: Bombina bombina (fire-bellied toad)
Lineage: Eukaryota; Metazoa; Chordata; Amphibia; Anura; Bombinatoridae
Gene: TAFA2
Product: TAFA chemokine like family member 2
Exons: 8
Coding region: 668-1075 (135 amino acids)
Molecular function (GO): receptor ligand activity
Source: RefSeq, a predicted model, not a curated record